CUUUACAUUAAACAUAGAUUUUCACGUAUAUCUAUAUUUAACUAUAUUAUUUUAUUAAAUAUAAUUAGAUUCGGCGACGUCGUUUAAGUCUUCCUUGGUUUAGAGUAACUACAAUUGGUAGUGAGAAUCAGCAUGCUCAAUUGUGCGAUUUGGAACGAACGAGAAAGAGAAAGAUGAGAAAGGAAGACACGUGCGAGCGCAUGGAGAACGCUCUGCGAGAGUGCCACCGUCGAAUUCCGGCGGGUCCGAGUCGUGACUCAGCGUGUCGCCACCUUAACCAGGCGUUGGCCUUGUGCCUUGUUUCGUCUGCGUGUCCCGAAGAAUCGGAGGCGGUGCGCACCCUUUGCUCCACCGCCGGCACCGCUCUGAAGCGCCAGCAUUGCCAACAGGCUCAGUUUUCUCUCUCCCUCUGCCUCUCUUCUCACCAACAAUAGCUUAUUCCCUAACCUAAUUUUUGCUACUCAAUUCUGUAUAAAUUUUUGGGAAUUUUUAGUAACGCCUAUUUAUUAUUCAUAUUGAUUUAAAUUUGAUCUGUAUCCGGCGGUGAAUUUAUGUAAGAAGAAAAAUUAUUUGUCAGUGAUAUUUGUUUGAAUUUGCAUGAUUCAAAUAAAAUUGGAGAUAUCUAUGCAGCACAGUUGAAUAAUUUGAAAGCAGUCUCAUAAUUUAUCUGAUUGAAGUACAAUUAGGGGAAGCACUCUAGAACAUAAAAUA
Messenger RNA from Vigna radiata var. radiata (mung bean), 711 nucleotides. RefSeq lists its product as uncharacterized. Lineage: Eukaryota; Viridiplantae; Streptophyta; Magnoliopsida; Fabales; Fabaceae. The transcript has a single exon. Bases 174 to 434 code for a protein of 86 amino acids. The record is from RefSeq and is a predicted model, not a curated record.